AUGGAAUCAUUUGAAUUUCUAAGUAUAUUUGAUAUUUUCUAUUUAUUUGAUAAGUUAAAUAAUCGUUUUAAUCAACUUAUUCGAGCUAUUCCAUUACAUUUGAACUUUAAACUUGCUCGACAAUCAACCUUUGAUCGAUUAUGUCAACUUCUAUUGCUUAACUCUGAAGUAAAAAAACAAGUUUAUUCGUUAGUAUUAUCAAAUAGAAAAACAUGUCAUCAAAUCGAAACAUUUCUUUCACAUUUUUCACUGGACCAAUUUUCUCAUCUUCAUUCAUUAACAUUGAUUCAAGUUGGAGACUAUACUUUAUCAAAAUUACAUUUAAUACCACAAUUAUACUCUUUUCAUUUAAUUGAUUCUAAUGAUAUUAAUCUAACUUAUCCGUUAACAUCUAACCUAAGAAUAUUAUCGAUACCAACAUUACGAUCGAUCGAAACAUUUUUUAGUCAAAUUUCAUCCAUUACAAAUAUGACAAUAUCGGCAUGUUCGCUUGGCCAAGUACUUCAACAAUUAUUUAAAUACGCACCAAUGUUAGCCUAG
Messenger RNA from Rotaria socialis, 540 nucleotides. Lineage: Eukaryota; Metazoa; Rotifera; Eurotatoria; Philodinida; Philodinidae. The record is from the annotation of a GenBank genome assembly.